AUGCCUAUAGAGAACAGCAUCAAGGCUAUUAGGGUCAUCGAGGACUUCUUCUCAUCCCGACCCAAGACUCAACCACCAUCAUCCCAGUCCUCCCUUAGCCAGCGCGUCAAACCCGAACCUCCGCCAACACCGUCCAUACACAGGGCACAAGCAGGGCCAUCGAUGGCUCGUGCAAAAUCCCCGAAACGCCCUCUAACGCGCGUCGCUGCACAGAAGAACAACAAUGACGCCCCACCCACCUCCCCAACGCACACGGUCAUAUCCCUCUCCAGUGGGAGUGCACGUUCUGUCAUAUGCCUGAGUGACAGCAGCGGACGACCAUCACCGAUCCGAGUACUGCGUCCUGGCGAGAGCAUCGAUCUGACAGUAUCGAGUGGAUCGGAGAGCGGCAGGACUGGGCGGUUGAGAUCACCAACACGGCUGGAGAAGAAAGGGACACCGCGUGCGCCUUCACCUGAACCUGAGUCUGUGAUACCACCACCGAGAAUGACUUCUCCUCUAACAUCGCCCCCGGCAUCCCCAGAGGAGGCGAGGAAGAUCACACCUCGACCAGAGAGACGAUCGGCCCGUGAAUCCAGCCACACUCCAACGCGCCUUACAUCCGCGGCACUGGAAGCGCUAUCGGCUACUACCUCGUCAAUACCUCUCAGUACGUCGCAGCGUACCCUGCGGCCACACACGACAAGCAAGGCAUCACAGACACUUGCCAAGCCGAUCCACAAAAGGACGUCAUCAAGGUCGAAAACACCCCUGCGACAGGGAGAGAGAAUGUCCAAAGGCCCGAAAUCGAACCAUCGCGGGAAACGGAAGAGGGGAGGAACAGACGUGGAUAACGAAGAAAACUGCGUUGACUUGGUCGUUGUGCUUCCACCGCCGAAUGUCAUACCAAAACCGAGGCUCGUCGACCCGUCCUCAGGGGAAACAACGACCGCCGUAUCCGCUCAAAGGACUCCAUCUCCUGCCUCUACGAUAUCACGACUGUCGUCUCGCCCUUCAAAGCGCGCACGAACGACCCCUAUUGCGGAAGAAGCCUCGCCUUUGACCCACCCCCUUCCGUCUACCCCAACUCCUCACGGUUCUCCUUUGAAACGGGCUGCAUUGAGCGGCGUUGACGCUGACGAGGAUGAGGAACUGCUGCCCAGCUCUCAGAAAGGGGAGGGAGGCUUAGAGCUUACUUUCACUUCUCCCUCAAAGAGUCAGGAUGUCAAAGUCAAGAGUCCUUCAAAGCACGACACCUGGAACGGGGGAUGGACCGAAGGAGGGGCAACAGACGAUUGGGACAUGGAUACACCGGCCAACGGUUCUUCACAUGAUGCUGGAGCUGAGCCCCCUCGGCUGGAAGACGCGCAUCUAUCGAGGAUUCGCAGCGAGAUAUUCCAACCAUCUAGCUCUCUUCAAUCUACCAGGUCUAUGGACGAGGUAGACGUAUCUCUCGCCCUACCUAUUCUCACUUCCUCGCCUGCGCCCACCGCACCGUCCUCGGCUGUCCCGACACCUCCGUCCCCCGCUCGGGUUCAGCUUACUGGGUCGCAGCGACGGGAGGAACGCACGAAACAGAUCAUCGCGGAGAUCAGGGCUAGGGUUAGCAGGACCAUGGCUGAGGAGGAAGAGGAGCAAAAAGCCGAGUUGGACCUGAGGGAAGACAGCGAUGAGCUCGAGGAUAUGGAGGAUGUGUGGAAGGCAGCUAUGACGGAUAAAGACCGAUUGAAGAAAUCUGGAUCUGGUUUAGCAGAUAUGUCUCCCAAUAUAUGGCCCUCUUCUCCUCUUUCGACUCCGCCAUCCUCAUCACCGAGCCCUGGACCCUCGGGCUUAGAUGCCCGUGCCACUACUCCCACGCCGCAACCGCGAAGGCGACCUCGCAUGACCCCUCCCACCGAACCGCCAAAGAAAGGAACGACAAAGUCCAAUCGCGACCUGGACUGUAUCUUGAAGCAAGCGGAUCAGCGCGAACGCGACGGGAUCACAGCUGCCAUCCGGCGAGCGGAGGAGAUCGUCAACCGCGGCUCGAAGUCGCCUAGCCCUGGUCUUAACCACAGCUUUUCCCAGGGCUCUGUCGGUUCUCAGGAUAUGGACCUCCUGGAAGGCAGCAGUCUGAGUGGUGGUGCGAUCCUAGAACAUCUCGGUGAGGACAAAGAGGAGAUGGUGAAGCUCUUUGAGCGUGAUAAGGCCGAGCGGCGCGAGCAGCAGCUGAGAGAAGAACAUGGGGGAAAAGGUGCAAGACUCUUCUGGAAUCGGGCAGCAAGUGAUGAUCAAACCCGUGCUGUGGAAGAUUGGAAUGUUCCAGCAUGGAAGGAGGAUGAGCUCAUGUUAGCCGCUGUGAAUGCAGUGUCAUCGUCAAAUGCGCAGAGGUUGAACGGCAUCCUCUGUUGGCUGCCGUAUUCUGAUCUCAGCGAUACUGGUACCUUCGUCGAAUGGCUGCUGCGAGUUGCCACCCGACAUCAGGACAUGGCAGUCGCACACACCGCUCGUGCACAAUUCCUUAACUUCAUAUCGACUUACCCUGAACCUCAUAUACCACUGGGGGUUAUCUUAGGGAUUUGCCGAGAUAUCGGCAUGACGACCGAAGCCCGGGCAUCGUUUGACAGACCCCAACCCGACUCACAGUCGAGUCCGCUCGGAUGGAAUCGAGAUCUUUCGUGGAUUUUGACCACCCUUGUUUGCGGUCUUGCUCGGCUGCGUAUGUUCAAGGAUGCCGAAUUACCAGAUCUCUUCGUGUUACUGUUCCUUAUCGGGAUGGACCCCGGUACUUCUCCGGCUGUCAGUAGAGAGCUCACUCUGGCCCUGGAAGACGCCGUCCACAAAGAUGCGGUGGAUCAUGCUUUGGCCUUGAACAUUUGUAAGCAGAUCGGCAACCUUGUCAAGAGUUGGACCAUAUCUCAAAAGAGCUUGCUCCUGUCCUUGUUCCCACGUGGUCGUGACAGAACCAUGGUGAUGGCUCGCUGGCUCGCCGUUGAUAUCCUUAUUCCCGACACGCUUGAUGCGCUUGAUGAGAGCAGCUAUCAACAACCGCCAUCACUUCCAACGCUUUUGUCUCUUGUGAACUACCAAUCCCGGACAUCGCCAUUCGGGAUUCACGCCGAAACGAAUUACGAGGAACUGUACCUCGUUACCCAGAUCAUGGAGACCGCUCUCACGCACAUGCACUCAUACCUACAGGAUCGUGAGAAUCAUGCAACACUCGCAGAGCUCGCCGAGGAGGUUUUCAGCGUCUAUACCAAAAUCAUGGAUACCCGGGCCGCCCACCUUGAGCGUACGGAGGCGAAAGACGCUCUCCAGAGACUGAGCUUACGGCUCCGAUAUAGUAUCCCGAAGAGUGCCCCGCCGAUGCAGACCAAGCUUCCUUUUGCAUUCGGCGCGGUCGCAUCUAAAUCCCCCUCUGUCAUCCCUCAGAGCACAUUAUUACAUGUGGCUCCUAAGAAGACCAAGCCGCGACCAAGGAGGCUCGCCGCGUGA
Molecule: messenger RNA, 3453 nt
Organism: Dacryopinax primogenitus
Lineage: Eukaryota; Fungi; Basidiomycota; Dacrymycetes; Dacrymycetales; Dacrymycetaceae
Exons: 5
Coding region: 1-3453 (1150 amino acids)
Source: RefSeq, a predicted model, not a curated record